Messenger RNA from Fusarium redolens, 1989 nucleotides. RefSeq lists its product as uncharacterized. The transcript is spliced from 3 exons. Lineage: Eukaryota; Fungi; Ascomycota; Sordariomycetes; Hypocreales; Nectriaceae. The record is from RefSeq and is a predicted model, not a curated record. The coding region runs from base 197 to 1873 and encodes 558 amino acids.
GUCUAGAUUCCAAGAGGGGAAGAGGGAGCUUGCCGAGCUGAGAGAGUGCAUGUAUAUAAGGGAAUGGCCAAAUCUUGUGUUACAAGUUGGCCACAAAGAGCACCUCAAGACAUCUUGACGAUUGACGAUUGACGAUUGACCUCUGUAGUCUGUUUACUUUCUUCCUUGUCAUUCCAUCCCACUUUCCAGCGCCAUCAUGCGCCUGCUCAAAGGCCUUGUACUAGGUCUCCUCCUUGAGAGAGGCCUAGGCCAGACAGAACCUCAGCCAGACGGGGGAAAUCUUGCAACUGUUGCCGACCCAGUCGAAACAGAUCCUGCAGAUGCGCCUGUUCCAGACCCGACUGUUCCAUCAGAUGGCGACACUCCUUCAGAUCCCCCGGACCCAGCUGAUGAACCCACCAUCACAAUAGACGACCCUCAGCCCACUGACGAUGGGUCCGAUGCUAGAAUUCCAGCUCCAGAUCCCACUGAUCAACCUACCGAUGUCGAUGACCCCUCAGCCAUUCCUGAUGAUCCUGCAGAAACAAAUACAGACGAUGAGGAGUCAGCUCCCACCGACCAGCCCGCUCCAACCGACACUGAACCCGAGCCUGCUGCAACAGACGUCGACGCUACUCAAACCAAUGAUGAGGAAACUCCUCAAGAGACAGAUACCAAUGGUGAGGAAGCUACGCAGACAGAUGGUGACACCGAUACGGCACCCGUCGUUUCAACAGAAGCCUUGAACUCCGCGGCCGAAGAGACCCCAGAGGCUACACCUCUGGCUUCCGACACCGCAGACGACCAAGCUCCACAGACGACCGAAGAGCCAUCGGAUGAACAAACCGAAGAACCCACCGCUGACUCUGAACCAGAAGAGUCUACCCAGCAGGAGACUAGAGGAAUUGUAGCACCGACAAAGACUGAGAAGAACGAUGCGAAAACGACUGAUGGCAAUGGUAAAUAUUCAGCUGCUCCUUAUGCUAGUGAGACAGAAGGGGGUGAGGCGGAGGAGACGGGAUCGAAUGAACAGACCGCUGAUGGAACAACGCGCAAAGCUGCAGCUACAGGUAGUGGAGGCAAGGAGGAGAAGACUACACUUGCUACUUCCAAGGGAGCUGCGCCGACGUCGCCUGCUGAGGAUUACCCGAUUGAUCUGGAAGAAGCUGUUUUAGGCGACUAUGCUGAGUUCAAAGGCGCCGGCGACAAGACCGUUGUUAUUCUCAAACCCCCUCCCAAUGAGGUAGCAAAGUGCGAUCUCCCACCAACAAGCGACGAAGACGUUCCCGAGGGUGAAGACGUCCGUGUCGUCCUCUCCGUCAAGGUUGGCGAACUCAGCAAAGGCGCCAAAACUGGAAACCGUCUUCAGAUGCUAAUUGAUGGUUCGACUAUUUACGAUAAGGAGCUUUUGGGGACUGGUGGUGAAGAGGAGAGUAUUCAGAGUGACAAGUUCAAGGCUGCGCUGGAUCAGAAGGUUAAUGUUGUUCAUAAGGCGGGUGAUAAGCCAGUGCAGGUUACGAUUCAGGAUGCGAAUAUUAGGAGUGCUAUUAGCGGGGGUAGUAGAGGGGGAAGCGGAGGAGGUGGAGGGUCUGGUGGCGGAUCCGGGUCUGGGGAUGAUGGUGGUGACUCUGGUGAUGGAGGCUCUGGUGGUAGCGGAGGCGGAAGUGGCGGUGGAAGUGGCGGUGGAAGUGGAGGUGGAAGCGGUUCAGGCGAUGGUGGUGGUGGCAGCUCAGGCGGAGGCGGUUCUGAAACUGGCUCAGGAACAGGUGACAAGGAGGCAUCACCAUCCAGUGUUUCUGACGGCGACGGUCAAACCAACGUUGCUGGAAAGAACUUCAUGGUCGGCGAUGUACUCAUGUAUGCUCUGCCUCUCGCUGUCGCUCUUGUGGGUUGAUGACCUGUAAUAUUCGAGGUUCUUGUAUCUAGUUCGCGGUGUUUGAGUUGGAGUAGUACAAAUGGCCGAGCUAUCGGAUUAAUAAAGUGUAGAUGCUUGCUUGAGCUAAUGAGAAC